AUGGGCGAGGAAGCGGGCGAGGCGGCUGUCCAGGGCCAGGCGGCUGGCGACGUGCUCUGGUUCGCGAAUCCCUCCGCGGGUGCUGCCACCGCCUCCGCGCCCGUCGACGCCGGAAUCCCCACGCUUCCGAUGAAGCGCAAGUCGCCGCCACCCGAGGAGCCGGAAGCGGCCGUGCAGCCCCUAAUGCACGUUCAAAUGGGAGGCCCGCCCCCCACAGCAGCGCCGGUUAUCGAGGCCGCACCCGUGAGCGGGCGGCCAAAGGUGUGGAACCCAAACUUGGCCUGCUGGGUCGAGGACACCGGCGAACUCCCCGCGGCUGUCCCCGGCUCGGGGACCUCGGCAGCGGAGGCCGAGAAGCAGAGGAAGAAUGCAGAGCGGCAGCGGGAGCGGCGGGAGCGAGGCGACUGGAAUCCGCAGGACGAGCAGUGCUGCCCGAAGUACGCCAAGAACACGCUCAAGUCGAGCCGCAUCAAGGGCGACCCAAUGCUGGCGGGUAUGCUCGAGAACCACAAGGCGGGUAGGAGCCCAUAG
Molecule: messenger RNA, 531 nt
Organism: Emiliania huxleyi CCMP1516
Lineage: Eukaryota; Haptophyta; Isochrysidales; Noelaerhabdaceae
Exons: 3
Coding region: 1-531 (176 amino acids)
Source: RefSeq, a predicted model, not a curated record